Molecule: messenger RNA, 1525 nt
Organism: Gekko japonicus
Lineage: Eukaryota; Metazoa; Chordata; Lepidosauria; Squamata; Gekkonidae
Gene: PSMG3
Product: proteasome (prosome, macropain) assembly chaperone 3
Exons: 3
Coding region: 77-445 (122 amino acids)
Biological process (GO): proteasome assembly
Source: RefSeq, a predicted model, not a curated record
CGGAGACUCCCGGAGCCGGAUCUGGCCCUCUCCCUGCGCUGUAGGCCGGUUCCCCGCGGCGCUAGCAGCUGCCACCAUGGCCACCAAACCCAUUCUGGACUCGAAGCAGACCGAGGAGGUGGUGCAGGGCAUCCGGACGGAAGUGGUGUGCACGGCCUUCGCCAACACCCUCCUCGUGGUGGUGACGCAGUAUGGGAAGAUGGGCACCCUCGUCUCGGUGGAGCCUGACGUGGUGGCCGAUGGCGUCAGCAAGCCGUUGAUCACCACCAAAGUCCUCCUCGGCAAGGAUGAGCCUCUCGUCCACAUCUGUGCCAAGCAUCUGGUGGCGUCAAUCUCUCAGGAAGCCGGGAACAAGCCCGUCCUCCUCGCCAUGGCCUUGAAGGACAAAAGCGUCGAGGGCAUUCGGACUUUGCGGGAGGUGAUCCAGAGGUGCAGGGUGUGGUGAGCACGCGCUGCCGGCAUGGAGGGAAUUUACCCUGGCUGAGUCAGCCACCUCUGGGAGGUAGACUUUGACCCUUGUGGAUCUGACCCAACUGUCUUGGCUAUGCGGUAGGGGAGGAGCAUCGAAUCCUGAUACGACCCUGUUGAGCUCAAAUGCCAUUUUCAAGACAGAGAUGAAAAUGUCAUCUGCCGCCUGGAACUUUGUUUUCCUUUGUAAGCGCCGAUUUGGUUUUUUAAAAACCCUCUUGUCCUUUAAUUUCCCUUUUGAGAAGUACACGAUCCAGCCGUCCUUAAGCACUCUAAAGUCCUGUGGAUUUCCAUCGGCGAGCUCUCUCGGGGUGGGGGGGCAACGGGACUUGCAGCUUCGUGUCUUGCAAAUAGGUCCUAGUGAGCGGAGUGGGGCCUGUCGCUCAGUAAGUGUGUAAAAGUGAUGAAUUCUGGCUGGAUCAGACCCAGGGAGUUUUGGAAAGGGUGUGGAAGUUUCUGUUCAUUUUUUUUAAAAAAAAUUCCUCUUUCUGCCGUGGAUGCAAAGCCGUUUCCAGAAAGCCACGGCCAGGACUGAGAAACCGAAUCCUUCGCUUCCAACAUGCUUUUUACCUCUUUCUCUGCCCUCUCUUUCCCCCAAAAUGGGCUCUUUUGCCUGCUGAAUUGCCCCGUGGUAAGUUUGGGAAGCUCUCAAACAGAAGUGCGAAGAGCUGUGAUUUUGGAAAUAAACGGGGACUCCUCUGUUUGGGACUCAUCCCCUCUGGUGGGCCCCAAACGCUCUUUGGAUCCCAGCUUACGUCCCAAGGGGGAAAAAAGGGAACAAGAUUCAAACCUGCCGGCUGGGAGACGUAGCGUUUGACACGCUAUGGGGAAAGCACUGAUCGAACGUGUUAGGGAAUAUCUUUUUGCCUGCUGCAUAUAGGACACUUGGAGUUCAGUCCCCAUGACAUGGUUAAAAGAGGCAUUUCAGGUCGUGUUGGAGAAGAUGUGACCGGUCUUCGAAAGGGGAUAAGUGUUUUUUGGUUAUUAAGGAAAAAACUGUUUUUUUCUGGAAAUGUUCUAAGUUGACAUCAGUGUACCUCUGUUAGCCUCUAUUCAA